This is a messenger RNA of Ectocarpus sp. CCAP 1310/34, 4013 nucleotides long. The record is from the annotation of a GenBank genome assembly. NCBI's taxonomy places the organism in Eukaryota, Phaeophyceae, Ectocarpales, Ectocarpaceae.
AUGUCCUCCGACUACUUCUGCAGUCAGCAUAUGGACAAGGCCAAACGAGUGUCGUGGAAGGCGGCGAAGAGAAUGGUCCAGACCAUGGGCAAAGGGCUCUACAGCAUGAGCACGGUCGUGCAGGGGGAGAAGCUAGGACAGUUCCUCGAUACGGAGAUGCCGUCUAUGGAUGACCUCAAGCCCGAGAUUCUGUCGGAGCGCUUCCAACGGCAGGAGACUAUUACCUUGGGGGAGGCCCUUUUCCUCAUCGACCAGGCUUUGGAGAUCCUCAAGACGGAGCCCAACGCCCUUGAGCUGAAGGCGCCCAUCAAGAUCGUGGGAGACUUGCAUGGGCAGUUCUUUGAUCUCAUCUCCAUGCUUGAAAAUUGUGGAACACCUCGUGACGGAGCAAGCUAUCUGUUCUUGGGAGACUACGUAGAUCGCGGGGAGUUUUCUUGCGAGGUGCUGCUGUACCUUCUGGCGCUUAAGGUGGCACACCCGAUGAAGGUGCACCUUAUCCGCGGCAAUCACGAGUGCCGAAGCCUUACCACGCACUUCGGAUUCAAGGAUGAGUGCAAGUCCAAGUACGGGCUGCCGGUCUACUACCGCUUCCUGCGAUGUUUCGAGCUCAUGCCUCUCUGCGCGGUGAUCGCCAACGACCAUGGGAGAUACUUCUGUACCCAUGGUGGCAUCUCGCCAGACCUUACGAGCUUGGACCAGAUCGCCGCUCUUGACCGCAGGGCGGAGCCGGAGAUGGAGGGGUUGUUGUGCGAUUUGCUCUGGGCAGACCCUUCGGACGAUCCUGGAGUCACCAACAUCGAGUCGCUCUCCGACCAGGAGCUGGACAGUCUGUUGAACAGCACCUUUCAGUUCAACCGCUUGCGAGGGUGCAGCGUGGCGUUCGGGUACUUGGCGGUGAGGAGGUUCCUCGACAACAACCACCUCAUGUGUGUUAUCCGGGCGCAUGCCGUACAAGAGGAUGGCUACUACCGACACUUCGAGAAGGCCCUCAAGAAGCGCGAAGUCGAUGGCGACAAGGAGCUUCCUCCUGUCAUCACCGUCUUCUCGGCGCCCAACUACUGCGAUAGAUACGGCAACAGGGCGGCGGUGCUUGAGCUUCUGUGUGAGGAGCUAGAGCCGCAGGUGGAGCACUUCGAGUGUGUCGAUCACCCAGACAGGCUCAACCGCCCAGACAGAUCUGAGGUGCACCUGACAGCGCUGAUCGAGUCUUGCCCCUACAUGCCCACUACCUUCCGGGACUUCGUGAAGCUUGCGGGAAGGAUGGGGCCAGCACAACCCCUUGAGGACGGCGGUGAGGCUAGCGAAUCGAGCAGUGUUGUGGGAACGGGAUGCUCCGUCGGAGGUGAUUUGGCUUCGGAGCACGAGGCAUCUACCAAGGGAUCUGAUCCCUCCAGCCCACCCCAGGCGAGAAAGGACCGGAGUUUGACAGCGCACGACCUGUACGAGCUUGAGGCGGCGCACGACAGGAUCAACGAGUUGCACCCCGACUACCUAAACGCUCGUAUCGAGUCGUGCGAGGACGAGGGUGUCAGCAGGCUCAGCACCAAGGCCAACACGCCCUCCAGCGUCAGCUCGCUCGUUCACUCCACCACGAAGAUCACGGUGAGUGAGCUUCGAAACAGGUUCGAUCCCGCGGCGAGGGGUGGGCCUGGAGCGGGACACGCGGCACCUUUCCCGGUUGACAUGGGAAAGCCCAGCAGUACCGUGAUGCAGAUCACCAACAUCUUCGAACACAAGGCUCGGGCAGAGAGGCGAAAGCGGCACGUUCGAGACGGGAGUGGUUCAGGGGGCAUCGUGUCUCAGAUGAAGGCAUCGAUCGAGUCCAAAGCCAAGGCGAAGGCGGCCACGGGCAGCCCUAACACGGCCGGCGCGCCAAACAGCACCAAGCAAAAGAUCAACGUGUUCGAAGCACUCACGAAGCGGACCCGCAGCGAUACGGUGGCCUCCAAGCUGACGAGGGUAAAGGACUCCGCUCUCGCCCGCCGCAUCUGGGUGGACAAGGUGGCCGCAUCGCCCCCUCCCAUGUGGGGCGGGAAAGCCCCCCCGGGCCGAGUGUUCGGAAGGGACGACAAAAAGGGAGGAGGAACAGGCAAGGGAGGCGAUGGCACCGGUCACACUCACACCGCGGCCCGUGGGGCGCCUUGGGUGGGACAGAGCAGGUCCAACAGCGCCGGCAAGAAGACGACCGUCGUGUCGCCGAGGAGGCAUUCUCCCAUCACCUCCACCUCAAACAACGGAAAGUUUCCGCCGCCUCCCCCCCCGGGCUUGGCGCAAUCAGGCGAUGUCAGUGUUGCCGGUCGGGGUGGUGUUGGCAAGUUCGGGAAGUCAUCUGCGCCAUGGCACUCGAUCUCUCUCCAGGGCAAGAGCGACGAUGACGACGAUGCAUCGCCUCAAGAGGGCCGGCGACGAUCAACCCUGGGUGGCGAGGCUGACGGGGAGAAGCUGCCCGGGAGAGCGGCUCAGCAAGCGACGUCUGGAGGCUCUGCGAUGAUAGAUUCCAGAUCAACGAUGACGAUGACUAUGCCCCAAGAAGCCGGGUCGAGCCCCACGGCGCCGUCGGCAUCCUUGAAACAACCCGCGGGCAAUGAGAAAGGCGUGCAUGGCGUGGAUUAUGAUUAUGAUUAUCAAAAUCAUGGCCACGACAAGGAGAAGGACAAGAAUAUUCCCUCGCCGCCCACUCUCACUCGAAGGGGUACUAUCGCGGAGGACUGCGCCUUCACGCACGCCGAAAUCCUGGGGCUCAAGCUUCUCUUCGCCCUCAUGGACCAGCGCGGAAGUGAAUUUAUCGACGGAGUUGCGCUCGAGGAGUACGCCGAUGAACAGGACGACUACGCACAAGAGAGAGAGAUUGAGGCCUGCAUCAAGGCGGUCGACGUGGACUGCGACGGCAAGAUAGGGUUGAUGGACUUCAUCUGCUUUGCGGCACGACUCAAGUGCUACUACGAAGGAGGCGUGGGUCUCCAAAAAACGCUCAACCACGCUGGGACGAAGAAGCGCGCGUCGGGGAUGUCCAUGCCAGGGGACUCCGACAGCGAUGACGACGAUGACUCGGAGGAGGAGGAAGAAGAGGAAGGCGAUGAUGAUGAUGACGAGGACGAUGAUGACAAGGGUAGCUCGUUCAAUGAUGACGUUGACGACGUUCACGAAGAUGAUGCCGAUGGCAGUGGCGAUGGCAGUGAGGACGCCGAAGCGCACCCGGCGGAGAGAAGAGACUGCCAAAAGGGCAAGAGAGGCGGGGAUGGCAGCGAAGGUGGAGACCUAGGCGACAGUGGAUCGAAGUCCAGCGAUGGAGGUGAAGAUGCGGUGUUUGUUGUUGCCUCCAGCUCCACGAACACGGUCGCUGAGAAAGCGCCGGCCGGUGGCACGGGUGGUGAUGCCGAUGGUGUUGAUACCCGAGGCCUUCACCUUCACACUCACACACACCCGCCGAAGGCGAUGACGACGCCAGCGCCUCCUUAUAGCACCAACUCGCAAGGAGCACCAGCACCAGCACCAGUACCAUCACCAGCAGCGGCAUGGCCGGCAGCUUCAUCAGCGGCGUCGUCAGGAGCGCCUAUCGAUUCUCGUUCCCCCAGGCCGCGAUUUUCGAGAACGCCUUCAGAAGCUGCGCUGGAUGUGAUCUCGGUGUCGUCUGUGUCUGCGGCUUUGUCGGCGGCGGUCAAGGCCGUCUCCACGACAACAGAUGUAGAGGAAUACAGUAGCAGACCACCCUUCGUCCACCACCACCACAGGGCCCCAACGGAGUGAAAGAACUAAUGCUCACUUCUAAUUUGUUCUAGUAAUAUUUCCGACUGCCGCCAGAGAGGGGAUCCACCCAUUCAAUCAAGUGGUGCGUCAGCUUUGCUGUCUAUUUUUCAUUCCCCGCUGCGUGGUAGCACAGCACUGGUGUGUUGUGUGGUAUGCAUAAAUGCGAUCAUAUACGAUAAUUCUGAUGUGAUUUGACUAGCUGGCGAUGGCAGGGAGAGUCGUUGGGAGCUAGGGGUGCCACCGCGAACGUUUUUGUCGUUCGAUGU